This is a messenger RNA of Colletotrichum chrysophilum, 771 nucleotides long. RefSeq lists its product as uncharacterized. The record is from RefSeq and is a predicted model, not a curated record. The transcript has 4 exons. Bases 1 to 771 code for a protein of 256 amino acids. Lineage: Eukaryota; Fungi; Ascomycota; Sordariomycetes; Glomerellales; Glomerellaceae.
AUGGUUCUCCUGAUCAUGCAAGGUAUCCGCGGGAUGGGAAAGCACCAGGACACUCUGUCCGAUGCCGACGUGACUGAGAUCAUGCAACUGAGCUUCUAUCUUUCCAACAUAUCUGGUGUUGCCGUAUUUGUCGUGCUAUGCGGCAUCUUCGCUUGGGUUACUAUUGCCCUCUACUGCAAGCCCCUGGCCGGGUACUGGGACAAGAGUCUCGAGCCCGAAUGCUAUGACAUCAAGCUUUUUAUCUCUUUUGGUCUAUUCUACACCUCAUCUUGCAUGUUCACAGACGUUUGCUUUGCUGUCCUGCCCAUCCCAGUCAUUUGGACAUUGCAGAUGAAGCGACGCACUCGAAUCUAUUUGAUUGGAAUUCUGAGCCUGGGAUACUGCGUCCAGUUCUGUCUCGCCAUCAUUGCGGCUUGCGCACCCUCUCUGAAACCGUUAUUGGGCCGCGCCCUGAAGAUUUCGUCGACCGAUAAAUACAAAGCGAACCUAUACGAAAACCGCUACCCCACAAACAGGCUCAACUCGACCAUGCGGCGUCGUGGAUACAUGGAGCAAACAAGCCAAGACUCCCCGGAGUUUGAGCUUCAAGAUAGAGCGUUAGUAGGGUCUGAUGACACGCAUCAAGCGAUGAUCAACGGCGGCCCAACUCGAACCGCGGGUAUUAUGUUCGGGAAGCCCAAGUCCGACCGAUCAACAAGUGAGGAGACAAUAUUGGGAGAAGCCAAUGCGAAGGGCAUCAUCUACACAACAGAGAUCACAGUCAGACGGUAG